This is a messenger RNA of Ailuropoda melanoleuca (giant panda), 3801 nucleotides long. It is a transcript of the gene FGD3, whose product is annotated as FYVE, RhoGEF and PH domain containing 3. Gene Ontology annotation, cellular component: cytoplasm. Gene Ontology annotation, molecular function: metal ion binding; guanyl-nucleotide exchange factor activity. The transcript is spliced from 18 exons. Gene Ontology annotation, biological process: cytoskeleton organization; filopodium assembly. Bases 782 to 3202 code for a protein of 806 amino acids. Lineage: Eukaryota; Metazoa; Chordata; Mammalia; Carnivora; Ursidae. The record is from RefSeq and is a predicted model, not a curated record.
AAUAAAUAAAAUCUUUAAAAAAAUGGCACUUGAGGAACGUUGACUUGCCAGGUUGGCUCAAGUCAGAGGCAUCGCUGUCUGUGAGGUAUACUGACACGGUGGACUGUACGUGUCCCCGUGAAACAGUCUCCCCGGUCGUGACGGUGAGUCCGUCCAUCGUCUCAGACCACAGGUUAGUGUGUGUCUCCUGGAACUCGUGUAGACGGAAAAGCAGGUGUGUACCUUGUCUUCCGUCCGUCGGCUUGCACUGUGCACAGUUCUCUCUAGAGCCCUCGCCCAGCAUUCCGGAGAGAUUUGUGUAGAGUUGGUAUCAUUUCUUCCUUGGUGUUUGCUAGAAUUCAUCCCGGAAGCCUUGUAAGCCUGGAGUUUUCUCUGUGGAAAAGUGUUUACAGACAUUUCUUGUGCUUGGUGUUGUUUGAGAUUCUUGGAUCUGUGGAUUUACAGCUUCCGUUAAAUCAGGAACUGUGGUCAUUACUUCUGCAAACACCUCCUGCCCGCCCCCCUUUUGGGACUCCAGUUACACACGUGUUGUGCUGCGGGCGUUUGCUCGCGUCGCUCUCUCUGUGUGCCUCAGUGUGGAGGGUUUCUGCUGCUGUCUCCCCGGACCCACUCGUCUUCUACGGCGUCUACAAGUUCCUCUCCCGCAGGCCUUGAGCUCACACUCGGGGGUUUUCACCUCUGGAAGCUGGAGGUGUGCGUCCACGUCUCUGCUGACCGUGUGCACGGCUGCGCCAGCUCGAGCGCUCGUCACUGCUCUCAAGGGCUGGUCGGGGAAGCAGUGAUGCGGCCAGUAAACAACAGGACCCCCGUUUCAAACCCAUUGGACAGGAAGGAGAUUUUCAGCCAACCUCCCAGCCCCACUCACGCUCACAGCCUGAGGCAGCCAACGCAGACCCUGAACACAGCCAGCAGGGAGCCGGGUGCAGAGACCUGGGCGUCAGGAAGCCCCCCGGCCAUCUCCCCACGGAGCUCAGGGAGCUCCACUUUGAGGAUGGAGUCAGGAGGGGGACCCUCAACAGCCCAGGCCCCCGUUGCUGCCCUGGGGGAGCUGAACUCUGGGCCUGGCUGCUCCUCCCUGGAGCUUCCGAGGGCAGACCCAGGGAAGCUCCAAGCACUGCCACUUGGGCCUAGACCCCACAGCAAGGACCCCGACCCCGGGAACCCUGGCAGCCCAGCUACUGCCAGGGACGGUCCCCCAGACACGGGCCCCUCGGGGGAGCUGAACGGUGGCGCUAAGCUUCCUAACCGGGACAGCGGGAUCGACAGCCCGUCCUGCAGCGUGGCUAGUGAGCAGUUCCCCUGCGAGGAGGGCGGCGAGGCUGGCCAGGGCCCUGCAGUCCUGGGGCCGCACCUGGACCCAGCCCCAGAUGGCAAGGCCCUGCAGGAGGCGGCUGAUAGCGACGUGGGCGAAGGUAGCGGUGAGGAGCCCGACCCCGGGAACAGCCCCCCAGGGGCCCCUGCGGACCCGGCCAAGUGCUCCGAGCCCCAGAAGCUACUCCACAUCGCUCAGGAGCUCCUGCACACGGAGGAGACCUACGUGCGGCGGUUGCACCUGCUGGACCAGGUUUUCUGCACCCAGCUGAUGGAAGCAGGCAUCCCUUCAGAGGUCACCACGGGCAUCUUCUCCAACAUCUCCUCCAUCUAUCGCUUCCACGGGCACUUCCUCCUCCCCGAGCUGCAGACCCGGAUCACACAGGAGUGGGACAUGAACCCCCGACUCGGGGACAUCCUGCAGAAGCUGGCCCCGUUCCUCAAGAUGUACGGAGAGUACGUCAAGAACUUUGACCGGGCCGUUGAGCUAGUGAGCACCUGGACCCAGCGCUCGCCAGUGUUCCAGGACAUCGUCCAGGGCAUCCAGAAGCAGGAGGUGUGCGGGAACCUGACGCUGCAGCACCACAUGCUGGAGCCCGUGCAGAGGGUCCCGCGCUAUGAGCUGCUGCUCAAGGACUAUCUGAAGAGGCUCCCAGGAGACGCCCCCGACCGGAAGGAUGCGGAAAGGUCCUUGGAACUCAUCUCCACCGCUGCCAACCACUCCAAUGCUGCCAUUCGGAAAAUGGAGAAAAUGCACAAGCUCCUGGAGGUGUACGAGCGACUGGGCGGGGAGGAGGACAUCGUCAACCCCGCCAACGAGCUGAUCAAGGAGGGCCCCAUCCAGAAGCUGUCGGCCAAGAACGGCACUGCGCAGGACCGCCACCUCUUCCUGUUCAACAGCAUGAUCCUUUACUGUGUGCCCAAACUGCGGCUCAUGGGCCAGAAGUUCAGUGUCCGGGAGAAGAUGGACAUUUCGGACCUCCAGGUGCAGGAUAUCAUCAAGCCAAACUCAGCACACACGUUCAUCAUAACGGGAAGGAAACGGUCCCUGGAGCUGCAGACUCGGACGGAAGAGGAGAAAAAAGAAUGGAUUCAGGUCAUCGAGGCCACCAUCGAGCGGCACAAGCAGAACAGCCAGACCUUCAAGGCUUUCAGUGGCUCCUUUGGUCACGAGGAGGACCCCUCCCUCGCUCCAGAUUCCCCUGUGAUGAGUGCCAGCUCCGAGGAGCCUGUGGUGGCAGCCGGUGGAGGAGGGGGUGCUGCAGGGCUCGAGCCCAGGAGAGGGUCCGCUAAGACCAGGCGCGACAAGGAGAAGCAGGGCUGCACAAGCUGUGGUGAGACCUUCAACUCCAUCACCAAGAGGAAGCACCGGUGCAAGCUGUGUGGGGCGGUCAUCUGUGGGAAGUGCUCCGAGUUCAAGGCUGAGAAUGGCAGGCAGAGCCGCGUCUGCCGAGAGUGUUUCCUGACGCAGCAGGCGGUGCCCGAGAGCCCCAGCUCCGAGGCGGCCCCCGAGGAGCCCAAGCACAUCACCGAGAAGCCAGUGGCUGUGGACCCCCAGCCCAGCCUGGUCUGCAGCUACCUGCAGGUGUCGGACAGCGGUGCGGCCUGGAGCGAGGUGUGGGCCUCCAUCCCGGCAUCAGACCCCCUGGAGCUGGUGCUGCACCGGCAGGGAGAAAGCCAGGACGGCUGGCCGCCACGCACCAUCCCCCUCUCUGGCUGCACCGUGAGCAUGUUGGACCCCACGGAGAGGCCGGACACCAGGCACGUGUGGCGGCUACAGCAGGCCCAGCAGGCCUUGUACCUGAGCACGCCAUCAGCGGACCUGCGGCAGCAGUGGCUGGAGGCCCUGAGCGUGGCUGCCCGUGGGGACUCGGGCCUAGCAGCCCCAUGAGCUAAGCCGCGGCCAGGUGUCCUGGCCCUGUGGCCACCCCCGCAGGGAGGUGGUGUCAGAGGCUGUUACUGGCUUGCGGGGCUCCCAGACUGCGGGGGGCGGACAAGCCUCGGGGCACCUCACCCUGGAGGGGCCUUCCUGAGGCGAAGGAAGUGGGCCCACACACCCAGCGUGUGUCCACGAAGAGCCCCGGCAGCGUGGCUUGGAGCGGGGUGCAGAUGGACUGUCUGUUACGGGACGCUCAGCUCCGGAAGGCAGAAGGAGCUCCUGGGGGUGCACGGGGACCCCCGAUGGAGGUCUGCAGGCAUGCUUUCCCUCCCCGUAGCCCCGCCCCCACCGUCUGUACCGCGUGAGCUGAACUGUGACUGGCUCUGGACUCCACCUCCGUCUACCGGUUCCUGACCCCGCAGCCCGCCUCCCCGUUUGGUGGGGCCAGUGGUUGCUGGGGGUAUCCCCAUGGGACCUCCCUGAGAAACUCCACAGAGGCCAACAGAGGCCUGCCCCUGCAUCACGUGGGGAUUUGUGCCUGUCUCCCCUGGCCAGCAGCAGGCAGUGCUGGUCUGCGAAAAUAAAUGCUGGCAGCCAGCAAUUGGGCACAG